Molecule: messenger RNA, 1861 nt
Organism: Galendromus occidentalis (western predatory mite)
Lineage: Eukaryota; Metazoa; Arthropoda; Arachnida; Mesostigmata; Phytoseiidae
Product: lipase member K
Exons: 9
Coding region: 169-1554 (461 amino acids)
Biological process (GO): lipid metabolic process
Source: RefSeq, a predicted model, not a curated record
UACGUCAGCGUCCCGGCUUCCCACUCGCUCUAGAUAUAAUCCUCCACGCUGGUUACGAGUAUCUCCUGCUGGAUUCCCCUCGUUGGAAUCGUCUCCAUUGUUUAGAUGAUGGACACCGUCAGUACCGUGAUCUCGUGACUCCGGAAAGACGCUCAUUAACUCGGCGUAAUGAGUUCCUCGAAAGAGCCCAGAGGAAGCGCGAAGGGUCGACGCGUCCUGCGGUACCUCUGUUACUCCGUAGUGGCAAUGUUUCUGUCAACCUCGAUCGUGCUCUAUGAUAUCACCAAUGGUGGCCCAUGCUUGGAGUUGAUAACCCCCCUCGUGGACUACGCGCUCCCAAUUAUGGACGAUCCGGACCUCGGAAAAACUGUGGCCGAUCUCGCCCGGAGCAAAGGUUUUCAUUUCGAGUCUCACGAAGUGACCUCGGAAGACGGAUACAUAAUCGAGCUCCACAGAAUUUUCGACCCCAAAUUCAAAGCAAGACGACCCCCAGUUGUUGUCGGCCUUCCACUAUUCCUCAGCUCAGCGGCCAUCAUGUCGGACUUCAGGAACAACACGCCAGCCUACAUUUUCGCUGACCACGGUUUCGAUGUCUGGCUCACGAACGCCCGCGGCAACAGAUUCGCUCGUCGUCACCUCAGGCUCGACCCGGAGCGAGAUAAGCUCGACUUCUACGAUUACACCUUCGUCGAUAUCGGAGAGUUCGAUCUAUCCGCUCAGAUCGACUACGUUCUGGAAGCUACAGGGGAGAAAAAGGUGUUCUUCGUCGGAAUGUCUCAGGGUGCCGCAUCCUUAUUUGCUCUGCUGAGUAGACGACCCUCGUACAAUGAUAAAAUUGAAGCCAUGGUAUCGUACGGGGGAUUCCGGAGCAUCUGCUUCACGUUCAAUCGCGCAGUGCAAGUCAUUGACUUUCUGACGUGGCCGGUGACGGACCUACUUCUGAAGUUCGAAGCCCUCGCAUUGGUGGGUCCUCAUUCUUCGUCGAUGGUGGAUCGGGUUUGCGCUCGAGCGAGCACUCUCUGUGGCUUAUUCUUCAAUUACGCCCUCUUCAGCUCUCAUCACUACCUCAAUGUUACGCGCUUUGGAGUCUAUAUGGAGCACAUGCCAGCGGGAACGUCUCUGAAGAACUUCGUGUAUUUCGGUCAGAGUCGAGGAAUGAACUGCGAUGGCUCAGUGCGAGAGUUCGAUUACGAUCGUGGACUCUUCACCCGAUUGCUUUUGUAUCUCAAUCUGAGGACCUCCAGGAACAUGGACCGCUACGGCAGCGAGGAGCCCCCCGUUCUGGAUCCGAACAGAAUAAGAAUCCCAAUCAAGUUGUACUUCAGCGACGGAGACGACUUGGUUCCCAUACAGGAAACAAUGAAAAUAGCAGAGGAUAUUGGAAUACCCGCCGAGAACAUCCAUCGCAUCGACGACGAUCGCUUCUCCCACCUAAACUACAUCUUCAACAAGAGACGCAAGGAUUACGUUAUUCAUUCGAUCGACUUCUUCAAAGGGAUCAAAACUCCAUGGCCCUUGGAGAAUCCCCCUGGUCACAGCGACGGCGACCCGUGAUUCCGGUCCGAUCCGAGUCGAAGAGACUCUGUUGAGACCCCGAUAUACAAAUGACGUGUCUGAUCGUCAAAUCACGGGGAUUGCGUGAUAGCAUAAGUCGACCAAUGAUUCUGAACGAGGAUGCUGGAAAUUCAUCUCAACAUCAUAAACCAUGUAAUUUAUUUGUUUCCUUCACAAGGAGAUCCGCUCGUUGAUUCUCUCCUUACUUUCCACCCAUACUGCUGCAGAUCACAGGAUAAAAUGAGGCUUCCACUUCGAGUACCUGAUUCAGUCAGCUGGCUUAUGUACAAGAUAUCCAUAAACUAAU